This is a messenger RNA of Suillus subalutaceus, 987 nucleotides long. Its product is annotated as plant basic secretory protein. Lineage: Eukaryota; Fungi; Basidiomycota; Agaricomycetes; Boletales; Suillaceae. The coding region runs from base 132 to 809 and encodes 225 amino acids. The transcript has 3 exons. The record is from RefSeq and is a predicted model, not a curated record.
UUCAUUUCCUGUACAGUCGACUCUGUAUCCUGAGACAACAAGUCUCACAAGGUCUCACAGGCCCUAUAAAUGAAGCUAUUCAAAUAUGGCACCCUCAUUUGCUCGUCUGCUUGUGAUAGCACCAUUUACCCAUGCCUCCUCAUGAUCUCCCGCCCCCGCCACCUUGGACGAUACCCAAUUUCGUGUUGAGGGUGGAGGACUUGUCGCAUCCUGGGGCAUCGAUCUUCUUUGACUGCGUCAAGCCUAAGGAAGCACUCAAGCUUGCAGUUGAAGCAUCUUAUACCUGGCUGUAUACCCCGCUCACGGCCCCAACGCACGUCAAGACCAUCACGCUCGUUCUUAGACCGUUCAAUGGCGUGGCAUACACAUUUGGCACGCAUGAGACGAAAGAGAUCAAUUUCUCCCUCGAUUGGAUCAAGUCAUCAGAGGCUCGCGCACGAGAUGAAAUACUAGGCGUGCUGGUUCACGAGGUUGUGCAUUGCUAUCAGUACAAUGCAAAAGAGACAUGUCCAGGGGGUCUUAUCGAGGGCAUUGCAGAUUUCGUAAGGCUCCAUGCUGGUUUUGCACCACCACACUGGAGACCUAGAGCUGAGGGGAAGUGGGACGCAGGGUACGAUGCUACGGCGUACUUCCUCGACUGGAUCGAGAAGCGCUGUGGCGAGGGGACUAUCCGAAGACUUAAUGGAUCUAUGAAGGAUUCGAGAUACAGAGUGGAAAUAUUUGAGAAGGUGACUGGAGAGAGCGUGAGCUCCCUGUAUGCACUGUACUGUGAACAUCUGGAACAGACGGGUAAGAUAUCUCAUGCAUGAACCUUGAUAUACAAUACUAGUAGCAAAUAUUUCUGUAGAAGCUACAGGGAAGACGUUAAUUUGUCCAGUGGUGGAACUGCGACCUGCACCAGUUAUGACUCUCCCCGAAACACGCACGAAGUUUCGAGUCAACGUCAACCUUGAAUGUUACUGACCUUGAGUUUACUAGAUCAAGACA